Molecule: messenger RNA, 1371 nt
Organism: Kickxella alabastrina
Lineage: Eukaryota; Fungi; Kickxellomycota; Kickxellomycetes; Kickxellales; Kickxellaceae
Exons: 1
Coding region: 1-1371 (456 amino acids)
Molecular function (GO): nucleic acid binding; protein binding
Source: RefSeq, a predicted model, not a curated record
AUGUCUUCUAAUGCAUUACCUGUUGGUUUCUUUCUAUCGUCAGACACGCAAUACGCGUACAACAGCAGCACCGGAUACUGGCUUGAUCUCCACACCGGCGUUGUUUCCUACUACGACGCACAAACACAAACAUACAUCCCACUAGCAGCCGACCCCCACGGCGAACUCCCAGAUGAGGGUGUGUUUCGGCUAGUGGUUGUGGAAUCAGACUGUCUGCCCGUAGGCGGUUACGUGGAUAUCGGGGCAGAAGCAGGCCCCGUAGGCGCUGGGCUGGAUCCUGUGGGAGUGGGUAUCGGACGCGAUCGCAUGCAGGAGCUGUGGCAUUUGCGUGUACCGGAUAUCGCUGUCUCGCGGUACCACGCGAGACUGUAUCUAGGUGACGCAGCCGAGGGCUUGGAAGAUACAGAGAAUGGGCAGAGUGCGUGUGGGUCGGAGGACGGCGAAGUGGCCGAGCUCCCCGAACCCCCAAACGACAACGAAGAAGCCAGCAGUGCACUCUCCGAAGGUGAAUGCGCCGAACCCCACAGCAACCCCACGCGCCCACAGCCGAGCAUACGCAAGCUAUACAUUAUUGACGAGGGAUCCACCCACGGGACGUUCCUCAAUGGCCAGCGCCUCUCCGCAGCAAAAGAAGCCAGCACGCCGCGGCAGCUACAGCAUAUGGACCGGGUGUCCAUUGGGCAGACUACCGUGCAGGUGCAUGUGCAUGCGCAAUGGGCGUGUGCGAAAUGUACGAGCUCGGGGGAUAAUGAGAUCUGCUGCUGGGAGCCAACGGUUACUGCUGCCGGUGUUGCCGAUGAGAAGAAGAACCGCGUGGAUGGCGCGCCUGUGGGGUUGCGCCAGCAGCGGGGGCGCGUGGAGGCGCUGGAUGCGAUCAAGCGCAGGUACGCGGCGCCUGCGCCCAUGGGAGCUGGGCCAAGCCGCACGCGGGAGUACGUUGACCGGGCAAAGAUGCGCAGACAACAGCAGCAGGGCCAGGGCCAGGGCCGGGGCCAGGGCCGGGGCCAGGGCCGGGGCCAGAGUUUGGCUGGCAGAGAAGAGGCAUCAACCGCAAAAACACCGAGUGCCACAAAGCACAUGGAAAGGGGGCCUCCAGCUGCGGCUCCGCAGCCAAUUGGCCAGGAUAACCGCGGGUUUGCGCUGCUGUGCAAGAUCGGCUGGGUGCCGGGCUCUGGGCUGGGCGCCGCCGAGAGCGGCCGCGUGGAUCCAGUCGAGACCACAGGCAACGCAUCGCGCAUGGGGCUGGGCAGCACCGCGCAGCCACCAGCGACAGAUGAAGAUGCCAAACACAGGCUGGCACGGCUCACGCACGCACGCUUCCACGCAGCGGCGGCGGCAGAAUGCGACAGCGCUCAGCGGCAGCAGAAAUAA